Molecule: messenger RNA, 4917 nt
Organism: Thalassophryne amazonica
Lineage: Eukaryota; Metazoa; Chordata; Actinopteri; Batrachoidiformes; Batrachoididae
Gene: smg5
Product: SMG5 nonsense mediated mRNA decay factor
Exons: 22
Coding region: 357-3716 (1119 amino acids)
Biological process (GO): nuclear-transcribed mRNA catabolic process, nonsense-mediated decay
Cellular component (GO): telomerase holoenzyme complex
Molecular function (GO): telomerase RNA binding; telomeric repeat DNA binding; protein binding
Source: RefSeq, a predicted model, not a curated record
GUACUCUCGCGUUAUUCAGGCGGUCAGUGCCUGGUAGGAAUAAUGGCCUCCUUCGUAGUAAUGGCUCAAACGGAAAACAACACAAGAGGCAUAUCUGAGCGUUUUAGCUGACCGUGAGGACCGCUAAUUACCGGGCACCCCCUCAUACCCGGUUUUCAGAACGAAUGGGUAGAGGGGGUUACGCCAAAGGACAAGAGAAGCGAAAGAGUCGGGGUGAAGGAGAAGGAAGAUAAGGCUAUUUUGAUAGCUAGCGCUAGCUGUCAAUACGACACCGGGAAGCAGAAGCCCGAUUAGCUGAGAAACUCGGGAGGUUUGGAGCAAACGACUAAACGCUGGAGCGUGUGAUCAAAUAAAAUAUGAGCGGUCCGGGACAGGACAGCGAACCAGAGGCGAAAGUCCUUCUCAUAAAGCGUCUUUACAGAACUGUUGUGGAGUGUGUACAUAAGCUGGAUGGCAUCAUCGGUAGCAAAGCAUCCUACAGAGAGGUCUUCAAGCCAGAGAACAUCAGCCUUCGUAACAAGUUGAGGGAGCUCUGUGUGAAACUGAUGUUUCUCCACCCCGUUGACUAUGGUCGUAAGGCAGAGGAACUACUGUGGAGGAAGGUUUACUAUGAGGUCAUCCAGGUUAUCAAGACCAACAAGAAGCACAUCCACAGUCGCAGUGCUCUGGAGUGUGCUUACCGAACACACCUGAUUGCUGGUGUUGGUUUCUACCAACAUCUAUUGCUCUACAUCCAGUCACAUUACCAGCUGGAGUUGCAAGACUGCAUUGACUGGACCCAUGUUACAGACCCAUUGAUUGGCCAAAAGAAACCAGUAUCAGCCUCCCCCAAGGAAAUGGAGUGGGCACAAAUGGCCUGCCAUCGCUGUCUCGUCUAUCUAGGAGAUCUAGCACGUUAUCAGAAUGAGCUGGCUGGAGUGGAGGCUGAGCAGCUUGCAGAAAGGUUUUACCAUCAGGCCCUUUCUGUCAUGCCACACGUAGGCAUGCCUUUUAAUCAGCUCGGCACACUUGCAGGAAGCAAAUUUUACAAUGUUGAAGCAACCUACUACUAUUUGCGUUGUAUCCAGUCAGAGACCCCAUUUGAUGGUGCCUAUGGCAAUCUGAAGCGUCUGUUCGACAAAGCUGCAAAGAUGUACCAUCAAGUAAAGAAGCAAGAAAUUAAGAAGUUGUCUCCUUCUCGGCAAAGAUUAAAAGACAUCAAGCGUCUUCUGGUCAGCUUCAUGUACCUUCAAAGCCUGCUGCAGCCAAAAAACAGCCUGAUGGAGACUGAGCUUACAUCACUUUGUCAGUCUGUGCUGGAGGACUUCAAUCUGGUGUUGUUCUACCUACCACCACCAACCCAGAGCGGUAUUCACCAGUCCCCAAGUGAGGAGGAGGAGGAGGAGCAGCAGUACUCUGAUAGCUCCUGUCCUGUGCUACCUGACACUUUAGUUUUUAAGAUGGUGGUCACCUGUCUAAUGGUGGUGCACAGCCUGAAGCGAGGAGGAUCAAAGCAGUACACUGCGUCAGUAGCUUUUACUUUGGCCCUUUUCUCCCAUCUGGUCAACCACGUGAACAUCCGGCUGCAAGCUGAACUAGAGGAAACAGAGAGUCAAGUGCCUGCUCUGCAAACUGAUGCCACAGAUGACCUAGAAGUGAAGGAUUUCUCCGCUCCACUGACUGAUCACACUGAGAGGCCUGUGCAGAAUGGUUCAAUGGAGCAAGAAGAUGAUGAAGAGGAAAAGGAAAAAAAUGGUUGCAAAUUGGUUGAUGGCCAAAAUAAUGGCAGUGUGGAGGAGCAGCACACGUUGGAAGAAGAGAAACAGAGGCAGAAAAAGAAGUACACCCGUCUCUCUCGACUCCGCAGACGCCGUUAUGCCCGUAAGGAUGGUCAGGCAGAGGAUGAAAGUGACCUCAGUGAAGGCUUUGAGAGUGAAGAAGAUGAAGACGAUUAUGAAGAGCAGGAUGCACGUGUUGAUUCAACAGGUGGCACGCCAUCCGGAACCCCUGUUAAUCCUUCCUCUCUAAGGAAAGAGAGCAAAAGAGACCAUUUAGGUGAGGAAGGAAAUUGGGGAAGCGGUUCAGAAGAAGAGGAAGGAGGAACAGCCUUUGAUGUAGAGACAGACUCUGACAUGAACAGCCAGGAGUCUCGUUCAGACCUGGAAGACAUGGAGGACACAGAAAACUCGGACAACUUGGAGUCCCAGGCUCAAGAGCAUCAGGACAAUGAAGAGGAAGACCAGCCUAAGGAAGAUGGGCAAGAUGACACACCACCAGCCAUCAAUGGGCCGCUCAUGCCCAACGAUCCCAGCAUCAGCAGCAACCUACAAGCCAUGUCCUCACAACUCUUCCAGUCCAAACGUUGCUUUCGCCUGGCACCAACCUUCAGUAAUGUUCUACUGAGGCCCCAGGGUGCAUCUUCCUCUGGGAGUCCCACCCCCAACCCCACGCAGUCCUCUGCUCCACCUUCCCAAGAGACACCUCCUCUACCUGUAGAAUCACUCUGUGAAAUGAAUCCUGGCACUGCCAAUGGAACCAAUGAAAAUGAUUUGGACUCUGACUCAGAAGGCAGCCAGCACAGCAGCCAGUCAGUGCCCAGUGAAAAAACUCUCUUAGAGAAACUGGACAUCCUGACAAAUCAGGGACUAAUCCAGGUGGUGAAGGUCUUUGUUGAUUGGCUGAGGACAAACACUGAUAUUAUCCUUAUGUGUGCACAGAGUUCUCAAAGUCUGUGGAAUCGAUUGUCUGUGCUGCUCAACUUGUUACCAGAUGGCAACAAGAUGCUCGAAGCUGAGCUUGGUCUGAAUGCAGAGGUAACUGAGCUGCUAAAUGAGUGUGAGCAGCCUGGUUUGGCUCAGAGUCUGCUGCUGCCUGAGGAUUUGGCUCUCCGUCAUCUGCCUGCUCUCAGUGUAGCUCACCGCCGGCUGGACUUCAGUUGCCGCAGUCACUCACUGAGUCCCCUGCAGGAGUGUGUGGUCAGAGUGUGUUGCAUCCGCAGUUUUGGCCACUUCCUUACAAAUCUCCAGGGCAAUGUGCUGCACUUUAACCCAGAGGCAGGCAUCUUCACCAGUAUCAACCAGUCCAAUCAAGAUAAUCUGGUGCAGCAAGCUAAAGCCCAAUUCCGAAUGGCUGAAGAGGAGGCUCGUCGAAAUCGCCUCAUGAGGGACAUGGCCCAGCUCCGACUGCAGUUGGAGGUGUCACAGCUAGAGGGCAGCCUUCAACAACCUAAGGCCCAGUCAUCAAUGUCACCCUACCUGGUGCCAGACACGGCUGCUCUCUGUCAGCAUCUGAGUCUCAUCCGGCAGCUGGCUGGCAGUGGUUGUUUCAUCAUUAUCAUCCCACGGACAGUGAUUGAUGGACUGGACAGGUUGAAAAAAGAAAAUGUUGGUGCAAGAGAUAGCAUUCGCUUCCUGGAGUCUGAAUUUCGCAAGGGAAACAGGUACAUUCGCUGCCAAAAAGAAACGGGACGAAGUUUUGAAAGAGAUAAACUGAAACGGCAGGACAUUGAGGCUUGGCAUCUGUAUAAGAUGGUUGACAGCUGUCGUCAGUUAACAGUGUCUCAGAGCAAUGGCGAUGAUGAUACAUCCGGCAUGGUGACUAUUCUCACUGGACGUCUAGUGGAGGAGCUUUGCACUCGCUCAGCAGCAAUGAAGUCGGCCAUCCAAGCAGCAAGCACAGCAGGCAUGGAGUUGAAGAACAUUGUGGAUUUCUACCGUCAGUGGAAAGAGAUUGGCUGAGAGGUUAACACGGGUAGCUGUCGGCGCUCCAAACAGCUGAUCGAUCACAACACUCGCUCCCUCUCUCUCUCCCACUCUUUUGCUCUGUGUGUAUCUGCAUCUUAAAAAGGCAACAAAAAAAAACAAAAAAACAAAAACUCAAAAGAAAGACAGAUCAAAGAGUUAAAGUAUAGCGGGAAGAAAUGUUCACACUUUGGAGGCGAAAAAAGUAAAAGAGAAAUGCGAGUGAAACGACAGCUCUCCCACCUCCCAUUCCAUAAAACAAAAAGAUUGACCUCUAGUGGUCGGGAUGAGGCAAUGGUGGGGUAACCCUACACAACAUUUAAGUGCCCCUGGUUCACACCCUAACCAGGAAUACACUGUAUAUGUUAGCAAACGAGUACAUACGUGUCGAGAGAGAAGGCUCAUGCAUAACACACUCAUGCGCAGAUGAAUCCAUAUAGAUAUUUAGAACUGUGGUUUGAAUUUCUGUCCCCUCAUCCCAUUCCGUCUGUAUUUGAGAACAGGGACAAGAAUGUUGGAGUGUCGAGGGGCAGCUUUUUGUAAAGACGAGGGUGUAUGGAGAGAAUAGGUUCUGGGCACCUGAUACCCACAACUUGCAGCAUUCUGAACAGCCACGGUCUCGUAGCUCACAGGCCUCUGCAGUGAAAGAUGUGCACUUCUAGAUCGGUUACCUUCCUAUGUGGCUUUUUUGUCUCCCCCCGCCCCUCUUAUUUGCAGUGUACUUUGGUGAACAGUGACUUAUGUAUUGUGCUAUCUCUAAGAAAAAAAACAUUUACAGGUGCUGCCCUGUUGAAAGUUUUAAUCUGGAUUUUAUUUUUAUACCCAAAUGAUGUUCAUUUGCUUUUGUAAGAUAAAACUGAGUUAAAAUAUGCAAGAAUGUUUAAGGACAAGGUUAUGUGGUGAUCCACUGGACAUUCCCUGCAGUUUUCAAAAAGAACAAGAAUUAUAACCCAGAACUUAUUGAAACACAUCAGAUGGGCGAGGGGAGGAGGGCUAAUGAGCUCAUGUUGUAGCUGUCGAGGCUCAGAAGAGAGAAGGCCAGUGCAAAUUUUGCUUGGACCCCUGUGAAGUCCUAAAAUGUAGAUCAUCGAAAUCACCAUCUCCAUCGUGACUGUCCGAUCUUGCACAAUGCAACAAAAAAAGAACCAGUAUAUGUGUGUGGCCAUGCAUUAAACAAUAAAAGGAACUGAUUAAAGAU